This is a messenger RNA of Triticum urartu, 594 nucleotides long. NCBI's taxonomy places the organism in Eukaryota, Viridiplantae, Streptophyta, Magnoliopsida, Poales, Poaceae. The record is from RefSeq and is a predicted model, not a curated record.
AUGGAGCAUCUCCAGGACGGCCACUACGUGCGGCUGCGGAGCCGCGUGCACGGCACGUACCUGCACGCUGACGAGGACGGGCAUGGCGUCUCCCUCCACCACCGCCGGGAUUCCAUGAACGCGGCUUGGGCGGUGCACUUGUACCACCAGGGCAAUGCCGACGCCCUGGCCCAGCACAUGCUUCUCUACAGCGCCGCCUACGGCCGCUACCUCGUCGCCACGAACGCGCCGGCGCCGCUGGGCCACCGCGGGCGCCGCGUCGAGCAGCGCAACUACGAUGAUCAAGAGGAGGAGGCCAUCAGGUGGGAGGCCGUAGCCGUCGGGGCCGACUCCGGGAACGACGUCCUGCUCCGCAACGUCGCCGGCCGCCACCUCCGCAACGGCGCCUGGCGCUACCUCCGCGCCAACGGCAGGUACAUCCGCACCGGCGCCAGCGUCGACGCCUUCGACAACUUCAGCACGAAGAUGCACUGGGUGGUGGAGCCCAUCCCCGCCAGGGCCGCCAUGCCUCUCCUUCGACGUCCGAAUAGGGUCAGGCAAUUCGUGGCAAAUUUGCGCUUCGUGUUUGAUUUGAUCUCCUGGGUGGCAUCAUGA